Chelmon rostratus (copperband butterflyfish) is the source of this 2523-nucleotide messenger RNA. Its product is annotated as neuropilin and tolloid-like protein 1. NCBI's taxonomy places the organism in Eukaryota, Metazoa, Chordata, Actinopteri, Chaetodontiformes, Chaetodontidae. The coding region runs from base 56 to 1669 and encodes 537 amino acids. The transcript is spliced from 10 exons. The record is from RefSeq and is a predicted model, not a curated record. Gene Ontology annotation, molecular function: protein binding.
GGUGCACAAACUUCUGCUGCCCAUCGCUGUAGCAGCAAGUCUCAUCACACCUGAGAUGUCUGCCUCAGCCACCAAGACAAAAAGUCAAGUGAAGAACAACUCAGGUGUGAUACCAGCUGAUCAGUGUGGGACCUGGGUGAAGGAGCCUGACGGAGGGUACUUCACCUCACCCAACUACCCAGAGAAAUACCCACCUGAGAGGGAAUGUGUCUACAUUAUAGAAGCCGCUCCCCGGCAGUGCAUCGACUUGUUCUUUGAUGACAAGUACUCCAUAGAGCCAUCCUGGGAGUGCAAGUUCGACCACAUCGAGGUCCGCGAUGGGCCCUUUGGUUUCUCGCCCCUCAUUGGUCGAUACUGCGGGCAGGAAAGCCCGGCAUAUGUCCGCUCCAGUGGGAGGUACCUGUACAUCAAGUUCGUGGCUGAUGGUGAACUGGAGGCCAUCGGUUUCUCUGCACGGUAUAACUUCACACAAGAUCCUGAGUUCAAAGACCUUGGGGAACUGCCACCUCUGCCAUUUUGUGACUUUGAGCUGAGCGGUCCAGAAGGCUUCGUAGAGUCCACCCAGAUAGCCGGAGAGAGCCGGGCGCUGCCGACUGAGGCUGUGGACUGCAGGUGGUACAUCAAGGCUCCACCAAGAUCGAGGAUCUACAUGCGUUUCCUGGAGUACGAAAUGCACAACUCGAACGAGUGCAAGCGUAACUUUGUUGCCAUCUACGACGGCAGCAGCUCAGUGGAGCACCUGAAGAAUAAGUUCUGCUCCACGGUGGCCAACGAUGUCAUGCUGGUGUCCUCUGUGGGCGUGGUGAGACUAUGGGCAGACGAAGGGAGCAGGAAGAGCAAAUUCAGGAUCCUCUUCACCACCUUCCAUGAACCUCCAUGCGAAGGAGACACUUUCUUUUGCCAUAGCAACAUGUGCAUCAACCACACCUUAGUCUGCAACGGUAUCCAGAACUGUGUUUACCCAUGGGACGAGAAUCACUGCAAAGAGAAGAGGAAAGCCAGUAUCCUGGACACGCUGGAUAACACUAACCUCACCAUCAUUGGAGUGACCUGUGGCCUGGUGGUCAUCCUGCUCGUCAUCUCCGUCAUCAUCCAGGUCAAACAGCCUCGCAAGAAAUACAUCAUCCGCAGAGAUGACUUUGACCCUGCCCUCCUCCACCCUGGUUUUGAGCCUCCCCACUACGAGCUCUGCACUCUGCGCCGCGCCCCAUCCGGUGACCUGACUGAUGCCGCCUUGGCCGAGGACUUUGAGAAGUUCCACAAGCUCCGCCGCUCCUCCUCCAAAUGCAUCCGCGACCACCACUGUGGCUCUCAGCAGGGGAGCGUGCAUGGCAGCGUCCACGGCAGCCGCAGCAACCUGAGCAUGAGGGACGCUACCAUCGCGGCCGACGGGGGAGCUCUUGUGCCGCCGUUGCCGCCGGCGAUGGUGAACCAGCAGUCACCGCGCCUGUCCCACCACACCACACCAGCAGGUCGAAGGAGCAUCCUGGUGAUGAAGCAUAGCUAUUCUCAGGAUGGGGCAGAGGGGUACAGGGGCGAGGAGGAGGGUGAUUUGAUGAUGGAUGAUGGUCCAACCACCAGCCAGCACCACAUGCACCACCAUCAGAUCCACCAUGGCAUGUCAGGGCUGGACCACACUGUCCACCGUACAUUGUCCAAUGACUUCUGAUGUAAGGCACCAUGGAAAUAAGAAAAUGGUAAAACAUAAUCAUAAUAAUAUAAUCACCUCAGUUCGUUCUGUUGACUUUUUAAACUCCUUUUUAAGUUAGAUUUCUGUUUAAUUUAUACAAAUUAAUUUUCUUGUACUAAUAUUCUAAACUAAAUGGAGGUUCUACAUUAUAUGCAAAGUGAACUGGAGCUUGUGGAACACAUACUAGUAUUUAUAAUAAAAACUAUCCGUCCACCAAAGAGUUUAGCAGCAACUGUUGUAUGUCUUAAAUAAUACACUGCUGUGGUAAUGAGCAUGGGAGAUGCUGUGAGAUAAACUGUCAGGAUUUGGCAGGAACUGAUCAAAGAAGGAUUCAAAUUCACAGAUACUGAGAUAAAUGAAUUCCCACCCACUUCAAUGCAUCACAGUUCCUUUUUUCCUUUGUUGUUCCUUGUUUGGCUUGAAGUUUCAAGCCCCAGAAUAUAAGUAUGACUACAUUAUAUUUGAGAUUAUUUUAUGUCUGGCUGGUGCAUUGCGGUGUCUCCAAUUUGUUUGGACAUUAUUGCACCCCUAGAGCAAGAAAAAUGUCACAACUUUUAGGCUAGAUGUUUUUGUGUUGCGCACUGGCUCAGAAUCAAGCAGGAAAAACCACUGAACCAGAUAUUAACAAGGACAGCAUAUAAUGGAAAUAUAUGAGUCAUAACAGUGAAGUGGUAAGACACACAAAGAUGUUUUAUGCAAGAUACUGUUUUGCAAAUAUGGUACCCAGUGGGCUUGAAAUUUAUACUUUCUGAUGCCGUGUAAAUGGAAACAUUAUUGAAUUAAUUGUUUUUGUUUGUUUGGGAGUAUUUAUUGAUGUUUGUUUAUGUGUAUCA